Molecule: messenger RNA, 2415 nt
Organism: Aspergillus steynii IBT 23096
Lineage: Eukaryota; Fungi; Ascomycota; Eurotiomycetes; Eurotiales; Aspergillaceae
Product: putative C2H2 finger and ankyrin domain protein
Exons: 2
Coding region: 251-2167 (638 amino acids)
Molecular function (GO): protein binding
Source: RefSeq, a predicted model, not a curated record
UUGCUUCAGCCAUAGCCCUCUCCAAAUGAUUCAUUCUGUUUCACGCCACAACAAUUACUCAUUCUGACUGUCGCAAUGACUCACGGCCAGCACAGCCCUGGUCAGCCUGCGGUGGGGCGGCCUGGAAGCCUGGAAGGCGGUGGGGCCUUAAAAGCGAGGCCGCGACGGCGGGGUUUUGCCGCAUCGCAAGUCUUGCGACGAUCCGAUUCUCUUCUGCAUUCUCUCCAGCGUCCUCGUGUCUCGUGCUAGAAUGGUCGCGCAACCCCCCUCCGUGGAGGAUCUCCUCAAGAGACAGCUAUAUAUCUAUGACCUCCCGCAAGAACUCCUCUCGACUCUGACGACAAAGACCGAGUACCAGCCGACGACCAUCCCCGAGUCUAAGGAAGAAGAGCGCCCGGAAACUCCCCAGGAACAUGCCAUCGCGACGUCCACCUUGUGCUCGCUCUGCAAGGUGUCGUAUCUGAAUGUGCAGGAGCAGCGCGAACAUGCACGGUCGGAUCAUCAUAAGUACAAUCUGAGGGCGCAACUGAGAGGACAUCCCACCCUGGAUGAGGUUCAAUUCACCAAGGCGAUCGGGGAACUCGACGAAUCGAUAUCCGGGUCCGAAUCGUCUGAACCGGAGGAUGAAAAGGACGAAGGGCAACUCGCGGCCUUACUGAAAAGGCAGGCCAAGUUGUCCCAGGCGGCCGAGGAUGCCGAAGACGAGGAUUCGCCGAAGCGGAGGACGGCUGGGAAGCACCCUCUGUUUUGGUUUUCGAGCUCGACUCUGCCAUCCAACACUUCUCUGGGCAUCUACAGAGCCAUGUUCUCGAACGUCGAACAAGAUGAACCUGGGCACCUCGUCGAUACCCUCCGAAAGAAGCAACUCGCGCCAAUCCAAGCGCCAACCAGUGGACAACCCAAGCCAUCCGUAUCUUCCAGUCCGCAUAUCUUUAUGUGCAUGAUUGGAGGCGGUCAUUUUGCGGCAAUGCUCGUAUCUUUGGCCCCGGAAAUUCAUCGGAAACAAGGCGGCUUUGAGGAGAGACAGGCUCGUGUGAUUGCGCACAAGACGUUCCAUCGCUAUACUACUCGACGGAAACAGGGUGGAUCGCAGUCUGCCAGUGAUGCGUCUAGAGGGGCUGCUCAUUCCGCAGGUUCUAGUUUGCGUAGGUACAAUGAAGCUGCGCAUGAGAAGGAGGUUAGAGAGCUGCUCGGGGACUGGAAGCAAAUGAUCGAUGACGCCGAAUUGUUGUUUGUUCGGGCCACCGGCAGUACCAACCGAAGAAUUCUUUUUGGCCAACAUGAUGGCCAGGUCAUGAAGCACAAUGAUCCAAGGAUCAGAGGAUUCCCAUUCAGUACUCGCCGGGCUACUCAGGCGGAGCUUAUGAGAUGUUUCAAGGAACUCACUCGCGUGAAGGUCAGCCAGGUUGACGAGGCAGCGCUCGCCGCGGCCGAGGCCAAGCAACGAGAGGAGGCAUCGAAGCCCUCGACUCCAAAACCGCAACCACAGAAGCCCAAGCUCUCGAAGGAAGACGAGGCCGCCAUUCUUCACACGACCCAGAUACAAGCCCUCAUUCGCCGUUCCAAAAUCCCCGCCUUACUUUCCUACCUCUCCAAGAACUCCAUUCCCCCAUCUUUUACCUUCCUCCCCUCCGAUUCGCAACAAAACUUCCGUUGUCCUACGCCCCUUCAUCUUGCUGCCAACACGGACUCGUCGUCGAUGGUUUUAGCUCUUUUGACGAAGGCCGACGCUGAUCCAACGGUAGUCAACACUGAAGGACGAACGCCAUUCGAGCUUGCCGGAGAUCGGGCCACCCGUGAUGCCUUCCGCGUCGCCCGCCACGAACUCGGAGAAUCCAGGUGGAACUGGGACGCUACUAAAGUCCCAUCAGCCAUUUCAAAGACCGAAGCCGAUAGCCGGAACGAACGAGAACGGAAGACCGCAGAAGAGGAAGAAUCUAACCGGCGAAAGGCGGAGAUUGAUCGCAUUAAGAAGGAGGACGCUGCCCGGGACGCCUCUCGAGUCACAAAGAAAGGCGGUCGAUCACUGGGAGCGGUUGAGAAAACCGCUUCUGAGAAGAGGGAGGAAGAGAUGCGAGGAAUGACACCGGAAAUGCGAAUGCGACUGGAAAGAGAGCGUCGCGCAAGAGCGGCCGAAGAACGUAUUCGGCGGAUGCAAGGGAACUAGACAUUGUUGAAAGGCAUAUAUGUUGAGAUGACAAUGAGACACGAAUGAAUAGAAGUCAACACCAGACCAAAUGAUACCAUCCCGUUGUGUAAAUGCAUAUCGUUGAGGUUGAGCAUAAAGAUGGGCAGGAGCAGGUGACCGGCCCCGUCUGGCGGUGUUUCCUCGCUGCUCUUUCUUUGACUUGGCCCUGAUCUCCCUCUUACUUCCCCAUCACAAACAACCAUCAUUAUCUCCCUUCUAGCCUGUCG